This is a messenger RNA of Lasiodiplodia theobromae, 657 nucleotides long. Its product is annotated as HAD-superfamily phosphatase subfamily IIIC. The coding region runs from base 1 to 657 and encodes 218 amino acids. The transcript is spliced from 2 exons. Lineage: Eukaryota; Fungi; Ascomycota; Dothideomycetes; Botryosphaeriales; Botryosphaeriaceae. The record is from RefSeq and is a predicted model, not a curated record. Gene Ontology annotation, molecular function: acid phosphatase activity.
AUGCCCCGCAAUAGCACCAGCACGACGUACUCCAACAUCGCGACGCCAACGUCGGCCAUUCCCUCAUCAACGGUGCCGUGGCCGCGUACCUUCACCGACGGCCUGCCGCUGCCGAAGCUGCUCGUCUUCGACCUCGACUACACACUCUGGCCCUUUUGGGUCGACACGCACGUCACGCCUCCGCUGAAGGCCGAGGUGGGAGGCCAAAAGGUCAAGGAUCGGUAUGGCGAGCCGUACGGGUUUUAUAGUGAAGUUGGAGGCGUGCUUGUGGCGGCACACGACAAAGGCAUCAAAAUAGCGGCGGCGUCGCGCACGCACGCGCCAGAGCUGGGCCGGGAGAUGCUGUCGUUACUGCGCGUAUCCACCGGCAGCGGCAGCGAGGAGACGAAGGGUGGUGCGGGCGGCGGGAGCACCGAGAAGGCCAUCUCGUUUUUCGAUUACCUGCAGAUCUUCCCUGGCAGCAAGACAACGCAUUUUGCGAAGAUACACGAGGCGAGCGGGAUCGAGUACGAGGACAUGCUAUUCUUCGAUGAUGAAGCGAGGAACAGGAAUGUGGAGACGUUGGGGGUGGUCAUGUUGUUGGUCAGGGACGGGGUUACGAGAGAUGAGGUGGAUAGGGGUGUAGAAUUGUGGAGAAAGAGGAACAAGAAAGCUUAG